This is a messenger RNA of Spodoptera frugiperda (fall armyworm), 829 nucleotides long. Its product is annotated as general odorant-binding protein 72-like. The coding region runs from base 334 to 783 and encodes 149 amino acids. Gene Ontology annotation, biological process: sensory perception of smell; olfactory behavior. The transcript is spliced from 5 exons. Gene Ontology annotation, molecular function: odorant binding; dibutyl phthalate binding. Lineage: Eukaryota; Metazoa; Arthropoda; Insecta; Lepidoptera; Noctuidae. Gene Ontology annotation, cellular component: extracellular region. The record is from RefSeq and is a predicted model, not a curated record.
CGGAACAUUAAGUACAUUAAUGUUUUUCGAAUUAAUAAAUGUAUAAAUAAUUUCAUUUUGUAAUUUCCAUACUUUAUUGAUCGAAUAUAAAUAUGAAUGUACCCGCUGCUUAUGACAAUUUCGUUUCAUUCUGUUAGUUUGUUAAAUAGAGAUAUUGUUUGAUUAACUGGUUGUUUUCUUUUUAAACAGUGUCUUGUCAUUUAUAAGUGCAGUGUUCUUGUGUGACAAGUAACACUUAGCUUAGUAAUUAAAGAUUUUGUUGUCUUUAUAAAAACAACUUUAUUACCAUUCGCUUUUAUUGUUUCAUCUUUACAUUCCUACAGCACUUCUAAAAUGUAUUCCAUCAAUUAUUUUCUUAUUUCGGUUAUCUUGCUUGUGAUGUUCAAUAAUUGUUUUGUUCAUUCGAUGACGAGGGAACAAAUAAAAAACUCUGGGAAGUUAAUUAAAAAGACGUGUUCUGCAAAAAAUGAUCUAACUGAAGACGAAGUUAAAGAUGUGGACAAGGGAAAAUUUCUUGAAAAGAAAGACUUUAUGUGUUACAUAGCUUGUGUCUACAAAAUGGGACAGAGCGUAAGUUUCAAUGUUAAAGGUAGCACGAUCAACCAUGAUAUGAUGCUGAGGCAGGUGGAUAUAAUGUUUCCCAAUGAUAUGAAGGCACCUGUUAAAGCAGCUAUAGAACAUUGCAGACCAGUUGCUAAAAAUUACAAAGAUCUCUGCGAAGCCUCUUAUUGGACAGCGAAAUGUAUUUACGAUUUUGACCCUGCCAAUUUCAUGUUCCCUUAAAAAUCAUAAAAUUGGAUUUGAAUGAAGAAACAUUUUAUGGAAUGAG